Molecule: messenger RNA, 1178 nt
Organism: Paramecium pentaurelia
Lineage: Eukaryota; Ciliophora; Oligohymenophorea; Peniculida; Parameciidae
Source: the annotation of a GenBank genome assembly
AUGUACAACAAAGCUCUUGUUUUGAAAUAAAGACCGGAUGAAACAUUCCCAUAAAAUAUGGACUUUUUUGAAGUUCGAGAAGUCCCUGUACCUGAACUUAAUGAUGGAGAAAUCUUAAUAAGAGUACUCUUUAAAUUCAAAAAAAGGUCUUGUAUAUAGGAGUUGAUCCAGUUAUGAGAGUUUGGCUUUCUGGAGCUAAAACCUAUAUUGAUGCUGUAUAAAUAGGAUAAGUCAUGCCUGCUUUUGGAGUUGGAAUAAUUGUAGAGACUAAAUAACCAAAAUGGGAUGUAGGUAAAAGAGAAUUUCUAAAUUUUAGGAUAAAUAGUAUUUGGAGUCUUGGAAUGUGCAAACCUCUGUAAAAGACCAACCAAACCAUUAUUUAAAGUUCCACUCUUUGAAUUAGGUGAUCCAAACAUACCACUCUUGUUAUCUAUUUAUGGAGUCACAGGACUUACAGCUUUGAAUGGAAUGAAACUCAUUCCAUAAGAUCAUAUACCUACUUCUGAGAGAUAGAAAACAUUUUGUGUAUCGAGUGCAGCUGGAUCAACAGGAUCUAUAGCUCUCUAGAUUGCAAAACAUAUGGGAUUUAAGACAAUCGGUAUUGUGAGUGGGAGAGAGAAGAAAGAUUUUGUUUUGAGUUUGGGAGCAGAUGAAUGCAUUACUUAUAAUGAUUGUAAAGAAAAUGAUGAGAUAAUUGUUGAGUAUGGAAUAUGAUUAAAUUUAAGCAAAUUAACUUAAGAAAUAAAAAGAGUAGCUCCAAAUGGCAUAGAUGUAUAUUUUGAUAAUGCAGGAGAAGAAGUACUUGAUGCUGUAUUACCAGGAAUGGCAAAAGAGGGAUUAAUUUUAUUAUGUGGAGCUACAUCUACAUACAAUGCUUGGAAGAAUAGAGGAGGAUUGACCAAUUUGGCAUCUGCUAUCACAUAAUAAGUUAAAUUAGAAGGUAUAAUUGAAUAUUAGUAUGUUUAGGCAUCAUAUUUUAUUAGGAUUAAGCUAAAAUUUAUAGUGGAUUUUCAGAUAUGAUUGAAUUAGUCAAUGAUGGAAUUAUCAAACAUUAAGAGGAAAUAUAUUAUGGAGUAGAGAAUUUUGUUCAAGGUUUAAAGAGAGUCUUUCUUGGAUAGAAUAUGGGUAAAAUCAUUAUUUAAAUUGAACAAUAAGUUGAGCAUUAAGCCAAAUUAUGA